Osmerus eperlanus (European smelt) is the source of this 2098-nucleotide messenger RNA. It is a transcript of the gene sting1, whose product is annotated as stimulator of interferon response cGAMP interactor 1. Gene Ontology annotation, molecular function: 2',3'-cyclic GMP-AMP binding; cyclic-di-GMP binding. Gene Ontology annotation, biological process: positive regulation of type I interferon production; activation of innate immune response; reticulophagy. Lineage: Eukaryota; Metazoa; Chordata; Actinopteri; Osmeriformes; Osmeridae. The record is from RefSeq and is a predicted model, not a curated record. The transcript has 8 exons. The coding region runs from base 472 to 1686 and encodes 404 amino acids. Gene Ontology annotation, cellular component: autophagosome; endoplasmic reticulum membrane.
GGCUGCCAGCCCAACUUAGCCCCGCCCACAAAAUAAAAUUUGGUCGGGAAGUUGGGUCUGGGAUCGCUAGUUUUGGGAAAAAGUAUGUACAAACAGGAGCUGUUCGGUCCAAUCAAAUUGUCAGUGCGGGCUUUAUAAGAUGAUGGACAGAUGAUCAACAGUAAUGUAAUCAACCACGUCACCAAAGAGCGCUUGGGUUGAAUUCGUUUUCAACAAACAACAUAUUACGUUGCUCUGAUUGGUUGUAGGUCUAUCCAAUUUAGCGGAGAGGCAUUUUUUCCCGGGUUCGGUUGAAACACGCCCCAUACUCACAGCCCAACGGAGCGGUUUCAGACUCAUAUUCUGACUAUAAUUAUGAGUAUGACAACGUCAGGCUAUUAGAUCUUCUCCAUAAAUGAUACAAUCUGCUGUACACAGUAGCCUUAGUCUCAAAGCGCAGAAGUGGGAUCUUUCUGUGGCAAGCAUCAGGUUAUGAUGGUGUGUGAAAUGCGCCAGCUGGUAGGGGAGGAAUCGCUGGUCCCUCUGCCUCGAGGGACUCUGCCCAGAACGUGUGCCUGCUUCCUGGCUGCCAUGGUGGUGGCACUCCUGUUGAUGAUGGCACCUGAGGACUUCAUCGGGCUGCUUGCCACGUCGAUGCUCAUGCUGACUACGGGGCCCUUGCUGCACGGGGUUUGUCUCCUGAUGGAAGAGUGGCUGUUCCGCUCAUCUACUCGGUACCGCGGUAGGUUGCUGACAGGCCAGAUGCUGCUCUCCUGUGUGGGGGGGCGUACUCUGCUGAGCCUGGGCCUGGCAGGGCUACUGCUGGCCCUGGAGGGGGAUCAUCAGACAGAGGGGGGUCGCUGGAAACUGGUGGUGCUGCUCUCUGUCCUCUACAUCCCCCUCAAAAACCUGGAAAUACUGGGACCAUGUCAGGUGGAGGUGUCUGCGAUCUGUGAGGAGAAGAAGAACAAUGUAGCCCACGGUUUGGCCUGGUCAUUUUACCUGGGCUACCUCAAGCUGGUGCUGCCCCCAGAUUUGGAGAAUUCAAUUGCAUCGUUCCGCACCACACACUCUGCUGGCCCGUUUGAGAAGCGGGGCUCCAGAAGACUCCUUAUACUCUUGCCCCUCAACGCCAACAUCGCUCAGAAUCUGGAGGAUGAGGACACAAACAUUCAAUUCUAUGACAACCUCCCCAACAUAGAGCUGGACAGAGCAGGGGUCAGGGGGCGGGUCUACAAGCACAGUGUCUACAGUGUAUUGGAUGAGAAUGGAAAGUCCCACCAGUGUGCCAUGGAGUAUGCCACCUCUCUCAUGACCCUCUACCAGAUGUCCCAUGAGAGCAACUCAGGUUUUGGAGAGAGAGAGCGGAGAGAGCAGGUCCUGCUGUUCUACAGAACCCUGCAGGACAUCCUGGAGCAUUCACUGGACUGCAGGAACCGCUACACACUCAUCCUUCUCAAUGACGAGCGUGAGGAUGACCCUCAUUUCCUGUCCAAGACCAUCCUCAGCCACCUGCUGCAGCAGGAGAGGGAGGAGUACUGUCUGACCCCACACCCCCACCAAGAUGUUGGCCAUAUAUUGACACCUGCCCAGCCAGGGGGCGGCCACCAGUGCAGUGAUGCACCAAUGAGCGUAGACCCUGAACUCAUGAUCAGCCAGGACCUGCCCAGGUCUCUCAAGGACCCUGUAGAGACCUCAGAUGUGUAGCGUUUAUGUGUAAACUGUGUGAGAAAUAAGAUUUCUUAUGUGUUUAGAUGAAUCACAGUCAGUAAAUCACAUAUUACCUUAUCAUCUGUUCAUUUCGUCUGUCCUAUUAUCCAUUCAUAUGUGUGUCCCUAUUGUAACCUAUUGUGUUUUGAUGACAGACAGUUCUGUGAUGUAGUAUCUGCCUGCCUUUGAAAACACUUUUUGGUUGUGUUAUCUUUGUUUUUUUCUAUUCACUGUAAACACUUUAGAUAUCGCUUCUACUACAACCUGUUCAUCUAUAUCAGAUCUAUAGGAAAAAUAAGCAAAACAAAAAAGCAUUUAGGAAUGAGCGAAGAACCUGGUGCUAGGUAACAAGAUUUAGUUUGGAAUUGGGCUGUGCCUUAGGCUUGGGAGGGAGAGAGGGAGGGAGGCA